AUGGCUUUCGCGAUAAAAUAUGCCAAAGUUAUCAGAAAUAACUGGAAAAAAUCAGUGGUUGCUGUCGUUUCUGCAGUUUAUGGCGGAAAAUAUGCGAAAGGGAAAUACGAUCAGGAGUGGAUACGAAGGGAAUUCUGUGCUGAGGCUUUGAAAUAUGGUAGUGCAAAGAUAAGCAUUAAAGAAAGACCAAGGAAAAUCACUGUAUUCCUGAACCCUGCAGCAUCAGGCGGAGGUGCUUUGAAAGUGUUCGAGAAGAAUGCAGCACCUAUAUUACACGCAGCUGGAUUGGAUGUCAAUGUUGUUAAGGUGGAAUAUGAAGGCCAGGUUAAAAAAUUCCUGUCUAUCAUGGAAAGGUCGGACACAGAUGGUAUAGUGGUUGCAGGAGGUGAUGGCACACUACUUGAGACUGUCACCGGGAUCAUGAGGAAGGAAGAUAAGACAUUCAGACAACACAUUCCAGUAGGAGUUAUUCCCCUUGGUCUUAAAAAUCGUUUUGCCAAGUUGCUGUUUGGUGGUGAUAAAGAUGAAGUUCUACUGAUGUGUGAAUGUGCCAUGUCCAUUGUCCGAGGUCUUGGCAGAAGUGUCGAUAUCAUCAGUCUCAAGGAGGAUAAUGGAAGAACAGCAUAUGCAUUGUGUGGACUUGAAACAGGUGCUUUCAUGGAGGCAGAACAGCGAAAGUCAAAGUAUUGGUACUUUGGAGGGUUAAAACAUCGCAUGACUUAUAUUAGGUCAGCAUUCUCUGACUGGCCACCUGUUUUCAAGGCUAAAAUAUCAUACGUUCUAGCGACAGAGGAGAACACAAAACCAAAAUCCGGACAACAGAACCAACAGCCAAAUGAACAGCCAAAGGGCAGUUGGUUUUCAAUGCUUUUCAAACCCAAGAUCAUCAAACCUCAUGUUGAGUUGACAGAAGAAGAGACUGAUGAUGAAAAUGAUAUGAUGGAGACAAGGGACUUAUCAGCAGUAGAAUUGACAACUGUAUCUACUUGUUUACAGGACCCAGAACAGACUGUGAAGGGGCUGGAGGUAGGAAUUGGACCAGCUGAACCAUCCGUCUGGGAAUUUAUCACUGAAGGUUGGCGCAGAGUAAGUGAACCAUCCCUGAGGCUGGGUACAAAAUCAAACGAGACCAUGCUUGUUAAGAAAAUCAGAAUAGAACCAGAGGAUGCAACAAAAUUUUACAGUAUUGAUGGCGAGCUAUUUGAAUCUGUACCAGUCACGAUAGAAUUACUGAAGAAAAGAAUAAAAUUCUUUUGCGUGGAUCCAGACUUCAAGAUAAGCUGACCAGACAAAUAAAGAACUAAUGAAGCAUUCAUACAUCUGGUGUGAAAGAGCACACACAUCAAUGUGAAUAUACAUCAGCGUGUGAUUGAUUAUCAAUGAAUGUAUUAGACUAUAUGUACACAUAUUUUGUUGUCAUAUGACUGCCAGAUGACCAACGUGUGACCAUCAAUAUUGCCUGUUAUAUCAUUAAGAACAAGUGAAUUUUGUUCAGUCCAAGUAAGCUUAUUUGAUUAGUUGUUAGUGAAAUGUUUUGUAUUAAUGUGACUUAAAAUGUUAGUGUAUGUAAAAGAUCAUUAUAGAACAAGGGAAAUUAUUUUGCAGUUUUUUGUGGGUAUUUUUUUUUUUAAAUACUUCAAUGUAUGUAAUAAACAGUGUGUAUGUCAAAUAUUUCAACAGUUUUUUAUUGGAUAUGAUAACUUUCUCUUCAGAAUUAUUCAUUUAAGGAACAGAUUCUUCCUUACAAUAGAUACAGUGAAAUGGAUUGAUGGUAACUGAAGUGUAUAAAGUAGGUUUGAAUAUGUGGAUAUUGAUACAUAUGUUGAGAUUGUGUUAGCGACAUAGACAUAGGGAAACACUCGGGCAAAUGCAUCAAGAAAGCUCUUUCAGAGUACCAACACUACACGCUACAUGGAAACAGUUUUCAUGCAUUUUCCACCUGCGCUUUUAUCAUGUUUGAUAAACAAAACGCAUGAUGUGCCAGAACAUUUUGUUGGUUCACUGUCACGUGUAUAUUUAAUUUGCCAUUUUAUCAUGAAAUAAAAGACAAGAUUAAAAGG
Ylistrum balloti is the source of this 2060-nucleotide messenger RNA. Its product is annotated as acylglycerol kinase, mitochondrial-like. Gene Ontology annotation, cellular component: mitochondrion; TIM22 mitochondrial import inner membrane insertion complex. The record is from RefSeq and is a predicted model, not a curated record. Gene Ontology annotation, molecular function: acylglycerol kinase activity; ATP-dependent diacylglycerol kinase activity; ceramide kinase activity. NCBI's taxonomy places the organism in Eukaryota, Metazoa, Mollusca, Bivalvia, Pectinida, Pectinidae. The transcript has 14 exons. Gene Ontology annotation, biological process: protein insertion into mitochondrial inner membrane; ceramide biosynthetic process. The coding region runs from base 1 to 1284 and encodes 427 amino acids.